UGGGCCUUGGAGACACCAACACAGUGUAUUGGUCUGCAGCAGAACACUUGCAUCUGUCAGGAUCUGUCAUCUGUCACUCACAUUUUAAUCUGCAACCUGUAUCUGGAGUCAGUAAAUAUGCGGCUCUUCUAUGCAGGGCUUCAGUUGAAUGUAAAUGUAGGAGUAACACCCUGAAAAACAAGACUGCCACACCUUUGAGAUGUGUCUCUCACAUGUGUGUAAGCAGAGCCCAGAAGGGCGGGAAGAUAAUUAGUAACCCUAUACCUGCAGUGACAUUCCAGGUGAUAAUCUGAGCAAAAACAGUGCUGAGUGUUACUUGUUAGCUCAGUCAGAGGAGAACAACAACAACAGCAGAACAAAUGGCCCUCUUGGACAAUUUCCUUUUCUUCCUCUUCCCCAGUCCCACCACCCUGUUGGGGGCUGUCGCCAUCCUGCUCGUCCUUUACCUCAUCUCCAGCAGCUUCGCCUCUGAGGGAAAGGAACCCCCGGGACCGAGGCCUCUGCCGCUACUUGGCAACCUAUUACAGCUUGAUCUCAAGAGACCCUACAAAACCCUAUGUGAGCUUUCAAAGAAGUAUGGGCCUGUAUUUACAGUGUACUUUGGAACCAAUAAAGUGGUGGUCCUGGCUGGAUACAAGGCAGUUAAAGAGGCUCUGGUCACCUAUGCAGAAGAGUUUGGAGACCGAGACAUUGCCCCUAUAUUUUAUGAUACUAAUCAAGGUCAUGGAAUUCUGUUUGCAAAUGGAGACUCGUGGAAAGAGAUGAGACGUUUUGCCCUCACCACCCUGAGGGAUUUUGGAAUGGGAAAAAGAAUGGCUGAGGAGAAAAUCAUAGAGGAAUGCCGGUAUUUGAUCCAGAUGUUUGAAGAGCACAAAGGGAAACCGUUCGAUACAGCAUGUCCAAUGAAUUAUGCAACAUCCAAUAUUAUCUCCUCUAUUGUGUACGGAAGCAGAUUUGAUUACAAUGACCCCCGGUUCAAAAACCUGGUGAGAAGAGCAAAUGAGACCAUACGCAUUACAGGCUCUGCAUCAAUCCGGCUUUACAACAUGUUUCCCAGGCUGGUCAGCUGGAUAAAAAACCGGCAGCUGAUAUUGAAAAAUGUUGAAAUGACUGUCAGGGACGUGAAGGAUUUAAUCAAGCAGCUGAAAGAGACACUGAACCCUCAUACGUGCAGGGGGCUCGUGGACUGUUUUCUGAUUCGGAAGCAGAAAGAGGAGGACUCUUGUGUAAUAGACACUCACUACAACGAGAAAAACUUGAUUUUCACAGUAACAAACCUGUUUGCUGCUGGUACUGAUACAACAGCAACUACACUGAGAUGGGGCCUGCUGCUUAUGGCCAAAUAUCCACAUAUACAGGACCAGGUCUGGGAGGAGCUGAGCAGGGUGAUAGGAAGCCGUCAGGUCCGUGUUGAUGACCGUAAAAAUCUGCCCUACACCGACGCUGUCAUCCACGAGACACAGAGACUCGCCAACAUCGUGCCCAUGUCUAUUCCUCACAAAACCAGCCGUGACGUCACCUUCCAGGGCUACUUUAUCAAAGAGGGAACUACUGUGUUUCCUCUUCUCACUUCUGUCCUGUAUGAUGAGAGCGAGUGGGAGAGCCCGCACACUUUCAACCCUUCCCACUUCCUGGAUAAGGAGGGUAAAUUCAUCAGGAGAGAUGCCUUCAUGCCCUUUUCUGCAGGUCGCAGAGUGUGUCUUGGAGAGAGUCUGGCAAAGAUGGAGCUCUUCCUCUUCUUCACCAAUCUGCUCCAGCGCUUUCGCUUCACUCCUCCACCCGGAGUUGCAGAGGAUGAACUGGAUCUGACAGCAGCUGUGGGCUUCACCCUCCCCCCUUCGCCUCAUGAGCUGUGUGCUGUCAGUCGCCAAUGAGGGAAACAGCCAGAGCAUGGCAUUAUGACUGCCUGGGUCAACGGCGUGAAUAUUGUUUUACUCACUCACACACGGGGCAGUGGCUUUAUGUUUUUUUUUGACCGUGCACCAUUGCAUUGCAUGCUGAGCAGCCAGCAGAUGCCCCCAGCCUCAAGAUCAACAUCAAUGAACAAAGGCAGAAGACAACUGGGAGACAGAGGAUCCAUGUGAUGGUCCAUUUCAGUCAGCAAGUGACCUGAGAUGGAAAUGGUGGGGGCCCUGACUAGCCUACAUGUUUGUAAUUUGUUGACACUAGUUUACACAGCUUAAUAGAACUUGGGUGUACAUAUACUUCUAUAGUAAGAGGCUGCUUCUCACUGGCUGUAGAUAUAUUUCGCAAAAUAAUAUACUUUGGUUUUGUACAUUGCAAUUUGCCAAAAAUUAUUUACCAGCAAAUUGUAGAAAUGUAUUUACCGUGAAUUAAUUUUCAGCUUUUAUUUUGGUCUCUGUGUUUUUACUUUGUGAUAACAUGAAUAAACACAUUUUUUAAACUUUA
This is a messenger RNA of Lates calcarifer (barramundi perch), 2409 nucleotides long. RefSeq names its product cytochrome P450 2K1. Gene Ontology annotation, cellular component: intracellular membrane-bounded organelle; cytoplasm. Bases 360 to 1874 code for a protein of 504 amino acids. Gene Ontology annotation, molecular function: heme binding; oxidoreductase activity, acting on paired donors, with incorporation or reduction of molecular oxygen, reduced flavin or flavoprotein as one donor, and incorporation of one atom of oxygen; iron ion binding. The transcript is spliced from 9 exons. NCBI's taxonomy places the organism in Eukaryota, Metazoa, Chordata, Actinopteri, Centropomidae. Gene Ontology annotation, biological process: xenobiotic metabolic process. The record is from RefSeq and is a predicted model, not a curated record.